GGUACAUUUAUAUGUCGAUGAUAUGAUCGCGAUCAGGAGCCAGGCAGGAGCGGUUAAAUCAAACUUCAACUUCAAGUUACACUGUAAACUCGAGGAACCGUUGUUAAUUUGUUACAGAACACAGAAUUGGCAAUAAUUUCGGUAUCAACAAGAAAAAUUAGUUGUGGAGACAAAUCAGACAAGGAUUUUUCAUCAAGCACUAACAAUGGCACAACAAAACCAAUUACUUUUCAAUCUGGGCAUUCCAUGCAACCCCCAGAACAUGGUUACCAAGUUCCACAAUCCAGGCCCGGUUAUCAUUGAGCGUCUUGCUGGAAGCAAACAGACAAAGCCAGAAGUUGCUGGUGAAAACUCAGAGCAACCAGUCGUGUUCAAUGUUAUCUCCAAAGAAAAAAUAGCUUUCGCUAUGCAGCUUGCAAGACGGGACAUGAAGAACAAGAUACAAGAGCAAAAACAACACCACAGGCAGCAGGUUCAAGAGAAAGGAGAAUUGGCAAAGCCACGAAAGAAUGUAGGUAAAAAGAAGAAUGAAAUUGAGAAAACCAGUAAAUCACAUCACAGACCACACGAUCGCCUCUCCAAGAAAUCAAAUACCAAUGCUCAUAAGACGUCAAAUAACGAUGCCCACAAGAAGUCACUGAAAACACAAACGCCUUCAAAUGGGCUUCCUGGACUUGUUCUGCUAUCACACGAUCAGCCAUGUAAUAUUGAAAGGGAGGCGAAACAGGGCUUGACCAAGGAAUAUUCUCUGUCCAAACCAAAUUCAACCCUCAAGAGUAUCAACUUGCAGCAGAAGCAAGAGAUUGCAAGACUAAAAAGCGAACUUAAAACAUACAUGGAUCAGAUGAAUACAUUAUCAAAACGUGGUACUGAAUCUGUAGAUGUGAAAAGCUAUCCAGAUAGAACAGCAAUGCUAAGAGCGGGAUUAGAGUCUUUAAUGAGAGCCAAACCAAAUCGUGUUGAAAGGCCUGAGAUCAUGAAAUCAAGACAACAGAGGAAGGAAAGAAAACAUAUUCAAAGCAGUAGUGUUAUCCUUCCAAUGUCUGUAAGAGCAAGGCAUCAUAACAAGGAGUUACAUGAACCAGUAGACAGGUCCAUGCACUUCACUAAGCCCACCAAGUCAUCAACCUCCAAGGCCAUACCUGCAGGAGAUGUGGUUAGAAGGGAAAGUUCAAGGACAUCAUCGAAAGGAGAGGUUAAACCAUCGUGGGCACCGCCGGGAUCCCCUCAAAGCUUUCACAAGGUUCGGUUAUCAAAGCAUGUCAGGGCUCCCUCACAUGGUGAUAGUGAUUUACAUGUAGCUUCCAACAUGGAGUCUCAAGGUACUGAAAUGACCAGUGAUUAUGAAGAGAGGAGGUUGCAACAAGAACAGGAAUAUCACAGUGAUUCUUCAGGUGACAGAGAUGAGGAAAUGAGGAUGAGGCUUUCUAAGCACGUUAGGGCUCCCUCACGUGGCAUUAAUGAUUUAUUUUACUCCAAGGAAUCUCUGGAUGAUAAAUCAGGCAGGACAAGAAUCGAUGAUAUUGGAGAACAGGUGUCACAGCACAAAGAGGAACAUCAUAGCCAGUCUAUAGGACACAUGGGUGAGGAAAUUGCUGUGAUGAGGCUAAAACAGGAAGGGAGUGCAUCUCAUACCUACAAAUCAAGUGCUGAGAGUGAAGCCAGCGGAAAUAGAUCAAGGAUGAAAUCUUGUGAACCAACAAGUACCCAAGACUCGUGCUUUCCACCUUCUAUAGAAUCCGCAACUCAACAUACGGAUAUGAAGGACAAAGUCUUGACGCUCUUAGUAGAUGAUGUCUUAGAAGAUGUAGUGCAGGAGUUUGAGAGGCUGAAUCAUGAUACAAUGAUACCAGGGCAGAACCAGAUAGCAGACACUACCCCAACUUUUGAGAAUCUCAUGCAAGAACUGGAAUACAUGGAGAUGGAAGAAGAAAGAAUACGACAACGGUGGAAGCAAGUCAAGUACCAUGACCCGCAAGUUUCAAAGUCAAAUGAAGGUCAUGAGUCCAGGUUAAAUGAAAUCAAUACAAUGGGAUCCCUACUUGACGAUGCCCAGCGAAUGGAAAGGUUGAAUAGUGCCCCUCUGCAACACAGUAUCGUAUUCACCAAUACUCAACACUCUGGCAACCAGAAUAGAAGUAAUGGCUUUGAUCGUCUGUCUGGGUUACACAACCCUGUCCAUGAAGAGGAAUUGAGGAUGGUACAGCCUUCCAACGAUUCUAUCUAUCUAGAACCAACUGGGCAACCUAUCAAUGGUAACUCAAUCCCGAAUGGCCAGGAAACAGAGCAAGCCUCGGAAAGGAUUCAUGGUAGCCAUAGGGAAGGUGAUGGAAUCCCAGUAUCAGCCCCAGGCAGUAUGGUGACAGGGGUGCAUGAGGGUAGAGAGGCAUUUGAAACACAUCUAAAGCUCACCUCCCAUUUCAAUUAUGGCACGUUUGAUCCGUGGAAGCUGGUUGAAAAGAUUGCUGAUGACGUGGUGGAAGACAUCAUUCUUGAUAUCACUAAUGAAGUCAGUGAUGUUAUUGGUAACUAUGUUGAAACCAUCUACGCAACAGAGUUUGAAAUGAAGACGGAUGAUGUAUCAAUGAAAGAAAAGGCGCGCAAAGCUCUCUUCACAUAGUGUAACCUUCUGCCUCAUCAAUAGAACUAAACAUUGGUCUUCUGGACAAACUCUCUCUAGUAUAGUAUCUCUGGACCUGUCAUCAUUUGAAAAGGGAACACAUCAGGGAGCUAACUACUCUUCAGUAUCUAUGGGUAAAUUGCUGAUUGGUCUACACCUGUUUGGUCUCCUCCCGCAUGAUCUAAUCCUUCUUCUUCUUCAAACAGUUCAUUUAAAUGUGCUAACCAUUUGGUCUAAUUGCCAUUAAGCCCUUCCCAUCUCGUUUAAUUUCAUUUAGGAUCUACAUAUUGGGUCAGAUCAGAAGUAGCAAUUUCUUUUGCUUGCAUAAAAAUGAGCGAGCAAAUGCUUUUGCUAGUUAGCUCAAGCAAUUUUUAAAUGUCUGGUAGCAUUUGCUUGAUGAUUAAGCUAUUGCUUAAAAGUGUAUGCAUAAAGCGAACAUUUUGCUUGUGCAUUUGCUUGGGUUUUUUCAAGCUCCGUCGGAGCAGCUUGAGCUUUUGCUUGAUCACGUGUUCACGUUUUAUAAUCAGUUUAUACACCUUAGAGAGAACCCCAAGGUGUACAGUAGUCUACAUGAAUAUGUAAACUGAAUGCAAACUACAUGUAUAUAAAUUUAUUAAGAAGAAAUAAGUUAAAGGAAUAGUUUGACACCACGUCUAAGGAAAAGAUGUUACAUGAGAGAAGCAGUAUUUCGCAUGCCACAUCUUUGCAUUCGAGUCCAGCAUUUGUUCUGUGAGUCGUGUUCGUGACGUCAUUAUUGUUAAAACCGCUAGCAAUUGCUUUCUGAAGGUAAGAACAGGUUUUCAGCACAAGCAAGUUGUUAUGCAUACAAAAUAAAGCAAUUUAGACUGUGGGAUGGGCAAGAAAAAUGUCUCUAGUUUUUCAUUUCCGUGGGGCGGCAAAUGCAACCAUGGUUCUUGGACAUGAUAUUAUGUAAAAUAUUAUGUGUGAAUACAUGCAACAUGUUGCCAUCGCUAAAUUCUGCUCCUGAAGUCAAAAUUAAAAUAAUAAUAUGUGAAAUCGUACCAUUGAUUCGACUGGAAAUUCCGUCAUUCACCCCGUGUGUUAAGGACUUCCUCGUUCGCGUUAUUUUUUUAAUUUGCUGUAUAUGCUAUACGUUAUAUAUAGAAUCAACGAUGGGGGAUAAGAUGUCGUCGUCGUCUUUGUCGUGUUUCGACAGCGAAAAUGACGUUAUACCACCAGCAAAUAUAUGAUACAUGCACGUCUUACCCAAGGAGAGAGGGCCAAUAUAUUUCUUACAAGUAAAGAGCUAGAAUAAAUUUAAGCCUUUGCUGCAUUCACUGGUGUACUACCUGGGACUAAGGAAUAAAAAUAGCUAUUCGUGCAGCAGAGACUGAUCAGCCAUAGAAGUUUGCGAUUGACUUGCAGCCAUGGGCGGAAAUCCCAGGGGGGACAUGUCCCCCCUACUCAAAAUAGUAGGGGGGACACAAUAUUAAAUGUCCCCCCUACUAUUUGUGGUCUUUUAUGAUGGUAAGAAAUACAUCAUUCAAAAUCUAAUUAAAACAUGUAUUUUAGGACGAGAUGGGAUGAUAACCUUUUUUUUUGCUUGUCAAAUUUACUUUCGUCGAAAUGACCUUAAAUUUGGGGUGAUAACAUACCUGCCAACAUUUGAAAAUUUGAAAUAGGAACACCCUUGGACGGGGGUCCAGGGGCAGCGUCUCUGACGGGGUUUUCAAGGGGUGGAUCGAAAGGAAAAUGGCAUUCUGGAGGACAUUGGAUUUGGAGGCUUUAAAUGAUACCAGAAUUACACUCUAUACAUAUAUAAACACACCUGUAGGGUUAUUUUAUGUCUCUAAUGGCCAUCCAUAAUUCCUUUCAACUUCAAGCCAUUUGGAAAUUUGAAAGAGAAACAUUUUGCAGUCCCUUUUGGUGGACCAACAGCAGUGCCCCAGCAUGCACUCCUGAUAGCAACACCCCUGAAGGUACAGGGUUUGAAGAUAUUGAGAACAUGAUUGUGGGUUCUAAUUAACACAAAAACUAUAUUUUCAUCAAUGUUUUCUUGCAAACUUACAUACUUAUGAUGACUUAGAUGAAUGUGCAAGGUAUGUUGCACGUUUUGCACUCCUGAGAAUAUCACUUGGGUAGCUUGAUGUGCUACACUCUCUCCCUCUGCUCUGCAUUGCCAUCUUGUGGCAAAGGAGAGCUCCAAGAGUAGCAGUACCAAGACAAGCUCGUUUUGUUUUGUUCAACUACAGAGAAAAUUCUUUCACAGUCACUGUUACUAUGAAAGAUCACUAACACAGCUUUCAUCACUGAUGAAAGGAUAGCAUAUUUAUAGCAACCUUUCUGAUCUUUCAGUUGGCUAAUUUUAUGCCACUUCACAUCAAUUCUCUCACUUUCUUCACUGAUAGCAGAAACUCCCUCAUCAAUUUGGUAGAGGUUAAACUCUGUCUGCACUAUAUCCAUCUUUUCAGGAGGUACCUGUCAAUGGAGUAUUCUACAGACUUAAACUUUCUGUCAGCCCUUUUGGAAAUAUCCAGUAUUUCUGCAUUAACAAGCACAUCAUCAUUAUAAGGGUAUUUGUGCAGCAUGUAUGUAGAAGAAGAAAUGAGAAAGCUCUUAACACUGGUGUAAAAUGCUGGCAAGUCCAAUCUAUCUUUAUUGUCACGAAGAAAAAUUUUACACUCAUAUCCAAUCUGAAUUUCCUCAUUAUCUUUAUGAAUGCUCUCCUCCAAUUCAAGCUUGGUAAUAUCAACAGCUUCAGUGAUAGCAGAAGGCUUGACAAACUUUGUUAACAGCGAUGCCAGCUGGUCAAGAGGUAUUCCAUGAAUUCUAUGUAUCUGGGCCCUCUGGGGUUCAUCACUUUGUAGAACCUGACAAAGUACAAAUGAAUACAUUAGAGACCAUUUAGAGUACAUGCAUCUACACUGGAAAUAAAAACAC
This is a messenger RNA of Lytechinus pictus (painted urchin), 5521 nucleotides long. RefSeq names its product protein moonraker-like. NCBI's taxonomy places the organism in Eukaryota, Metazoa, Echinodermata, Echinoidea, Temnopleuroida, Toxopneustidae. The coding region runs from base 206 to 2620 and encodes 804 amino acids. The record is from RefSeq and is a predicted model, not a curated record. Gene Ontology annotation, biological process: protein localization to centrosome; centriole replication. The transcript has 9 exons. Gene Ontology annotation, cellular component: centriolar satellite.